Messenger RNA from Homo sapiens (human), 3243 nucleotides. RefSeq names its product translation initiation factor IF-2-like. The record is from RefSeq and is a predicted model, not a curated record. NCBI's taxonomy places the organism in Eukaryota, Metazoa, Chordata, Mammalia, Primates, Hominidae. Bases 1 to 1347 code for a protein of 448 amino acids. The transcript is spliced from 4 exons.
AUGAACGGUCAAGGAGCCGUGGCUGCCGCGAGCGCCACUGCGUGUUGCCCAAAGCGGCACAGAAAACGCAACAUUCGGGGACCAGCCCGCUUCAGGGCCCCUACACCUUCCCUCGACCUGGAACCGCGGGACCUCGGAAACCCACGCUGCCCGCGCCGGGUUGGGCCGCCCCAGAGGCCGCAGCGCCCACGCCCCUCCCCCGCCUCCCCGCCCUCCAGCCCCGGCCGAAGCCACCUCGGAGUUGGCGGAGGGCGACCCGAGGCCACCUGCCCCUCUGGGGCCGAGGAUAAAGGGGGAAGGGCCCAGAGGCAUCCGAGGGACAGAGCGCCGGGCCGGGGUAGCCAGGCGCCCGCACCCUCCCGCCGGCCGGCCCGGCCCGAACUUUCUCGCUGCUCCGUGCCCGGCGCGCCUCUCCCUCCUCCAGACCGGCCGAGCGCCGCCGCUGCAGAGCGCGCCAAACUCCGACGGCCGCGGGGCCGACGCCACCUCUCGGACCCCCCCCCAGGACCGCCCCGAGGCCGCCGGGGGCCUCGCGCUCCGGGACAACCUCGCCGCGGCACGGGGCGCGGCACGGCCCCGCCGCGUCACUCACCUUCGGCCGCUCCUCCCAACCUGCCGGCCGCUCGCUCGCUCCGCCGCGGACCCGGAGCUCGGGGAAGGGCGGGGCGCAGGGGGCGGAGUCGGCCCCGGCUGGCAAGCGCCAGAAUUAAAGCCCGAACCGCACGGCCGCCGCCGGGGCGGGGAAGCCGGGGCGGACCAGCAAGCCUCUCACCCGCGGUGGGCGACAGCUGUGGCUGCGCCCCGGAGCGGCGCGUGAGAAGAACGGCGCGGGCCGGCGAAGCCCCGGCUGCUCCCUCCGCCCAGAGGACGCCCGGCUCCCCGCGGGGGCGCUCUUUGUACCGCGGAGCCGGCCGCGGGCGGCCCUCAGUGCGCCUGCGCGCCGCUGCAACUCCACCAGGCCCGCGGGGCACCUUCGUGCACCUUCGUCGCCGCGCCUGGCCCGCGGGCCUCGCCGCGGCGAGAACUAAGCAGAAGAACUUCCUCCACCGCGGUUCGCUCCUUCUGCCAACCCGUAUUUACCACGUCCAUCCUCGCACACACACCCGCAAGGGGAGAAGAAAUCCAGCCCCCGUGAGACGGUGCGGUGCUCCCAUCUCCGGCUGGGGCGGGGGUUCUGGCAACGAGGCUGGCCUGCUCGACGUCCUCCCCCAGCGCCUCUGUACCUCCUCUCCCUCCCCGGGUGAGGGGGACCGGAGCGUGCAGAGCUCUGUUUCCUGCAGGUGCCUCGUCAGCACGGUCGCCCCGGCGGCCAGAAACCUCCCGCCUCCAAGGGCACCUCCCUUGUGACCUCCGUGCAUUCGCCCUGGCUCGGCUGCAGGACAGAGUCCUCGGCGGAAAGGGGAGGAUGCGUGUUCAGAAGGUUGCAGGUCUCUGGGGACUCCACAGAAGACCCAACGCCUGCCUCGGGGGCUCAGGAUUGAACUGGCUUCCUAGUUCAGUCCCAAAUACUCGAUUUGGAGCAAUCCAGUAGGUCCAUGAGAAAUUAGUAGGGAUUGAGAAGCUGUGACUUCAGUCUUUUUCAAAUUGAAGGUGGCUUGAACAAACAGAAGAGGAGCUUGGGAACUGAAGGGACGACUUUAUAAAAACCAGAUUUUGUGAGGGCCUCAUCUGUGCAAGUCCAGGGUACUGAAGCUCCGUAGGAGGGAGAAAAUCAGGGUAUGGAAAAACUUCACUUGGCUCCUCUGUGAAAGAUUCUACAACAUUUUCUGUUGUUUCUGGCUUUCAGUUUAGGUCCCUCCUUUAAAUAUAAUUGAAUAAAGUAUCCUUUGCCUUUUCGUUUUCUGAUAAAUCACCUUCAUAUGUUAAAUUUCCUUCCACACUGCUGUUUCCAUAUUUCAGUUUCCAAUUUGGAGCAAACAAAGUUUCACUUGUUGUUUUCUGUAGUUGAACAUGAAUUAACAUGGGGCUCAUUUUCAUCCUUAAAAAAGUCUUCAUCAGCAUAGGGCCAGCAGAGACCUAAUGGCAUCUGCAGUCCAGGAUAAGAACCAACUUGCUCAUCAACUGAAGCACUUGUUAAUGAGUGGUUCAGAGUGAAGAGCCUUAUGGAGUUACCAGUUACAUUAAAGCCAGUUUCCAUUACAGAUUUUUUGAAAUUCCUAUUAUCUAUGGGAUCUCUUUCAGUAAGAGGAUAACUCCAUAGCUGACAUGUCACUUGUUUAUUAUUCUUGUUAAUUUUGCUUCAUGAGAGAUGUUUGACACGUGUAGGUUACUGCCACAGUUGUAACUAUUUUUUCUCCCCAUUUUGUUGUAGCUGCUUGAAGGAGUUAAAAAUAUGCUACUCUAGCAUGUUGACCAUUUUGAGUUAAAGGCGCUUAAAAAACAGCAGGUGCAAGAAGAUCACUCUACCCUUCCUUCUGUUUCUUAAAAGCAGCAGAUAAAAUUCCCAUGCAAAAGAUGUUCUCUCUCUACCAGAAGGAAAUAUUAUCAUCAUCAAGGAGGGGAAGAGUCUGAGGGAAAUAUUACAAACAAACUUGUUAGACUAAUCCUUAUCCUCUUCACCACUUCUUCACCAAUUAACUAGCAAGCCCCUUUUCCUUGUCACAUUUUCAUAAAGUACUUCUCUUUGUCUAAAUCAGUAUAUACAUGUUCAUCUCUAAUUGCAUCUUUGGGUCUUCAUUUCCUUGUAAAGUCUCCUAUGCCACACAAAACUUAUAUUAAACAAAUUCGUAUGCAUUUCUCCUAUUGAUCUAUGUCAAUGUAAUUCUCAGUUUUAACCAAAAGUCCCCAAAAGGGUACAGGUAAAAAAGUUUCCCCUUCGUGCUCCUCAGGGCUUUUCCUGUUUUUAAGGUGUCUCAGGCCCACAUGUCCUUUCCAGAGUCCUCUUCCCUGGCCCCUGCUUCAAGUACAAGGUAAAAGAUUUGCAGGAGCCCCCUCUGCAAGGAUGGCAGUUGGUAGCAGCCUUGUCGGCGGUGGAGGAUCUCCAAGGUCUGGGGGCUGGCAAUAGUGGAACUGUGGCAGCAGGAAUUGGGCCCAGGGAUGCCAGCUUCAUCUGGGGCUGUGGCUCCUGGGGCUUCUGUACAUCUUUCCUUUUUAUUGCUGGACAAUAUUCUAUUGUGUGGAUGUACCACAUUUUGUUUAUCCAUUCAUCCUUUGAUGGACACUGAGGUUGUUCCACUUUGGGCUAUUAUUAAUAAUGCUGCUAUGAAUAUUCAAGUGCAUGUUUUUGAAUAAACAUGUUUUCCU